AUGUGCAUCAACCAGUGGUUCGCCUACAAGUCCCCGGGCCACGUGUGCCUGCCGUCGCCGCAGCCCGCCGAGCUGUCCCUGCCGCUCUGGGCCGUGCCGGCCAUCGUGGGCAGCUGCGCCACCGUCCUCGCGCUGCUUGUCCUCAGCCUGAUCCUCUGCAACCAGUGCAGAGGGAAGAAGGCAAAAGCGCCCAAAGAAGAGAAGAAAACGAAGGAGAAGAAGAAAAAAGGGAGCGAGAAUGUUGCGUUUGAUGACCCUGACAACAUCCCCCCCUAUGGCGAUGACAUGACGGUCAGGAAGCAGCCUGAAGGCAACCCAAAACCCGAUAUAAUCGAGCGGGAAAACCCGUAUCUCAUCUAUGACGAAACGGACAUCCCACACGCACCAGAGACCAUCCCCAGCGCCCCGCUGGCUUCGCCGGAGCCCGAGAUCGAGCACUACGACAUUGACAACGCGAGCAGCAUCGCCCCUUCAGAUGCCGACAUCAUCCAGCACUACAAGCAGUUCAGGAGCCACACACCCAAGUUCUCCAUCCAGCGGCACAGCCCGCUGGGCUUUGCCCGGCAGUCCCCCAUGCCCUUGGGAGCCAGCAGCUUGACCUACCAGCCCUCCUACGGCCCAGGGCUAAGGACCACGUCGCUGAGCCACUCGGCGUGCCCUACGCCCAACCCACUGUCUCGGCACAGCCCCGCGCCCUUCUCCAAGUCAUCAACCUUCUACCGGCACAGCCCGGCGCGGGAGCUGCACCUCGCCAUACGGGAGGGCAGCCCGCUGGAGGUGCACAACGACGUCUGCCAGCCCGGCAUUUUCAACUACGCCACUCGGCUGGGCAGGAGAAGCAAGAGCCCGCAGACCAUGGCGGCUCACGGCCCACGGCCGGGCAGCCGCCUCAAGCAGCCCAUGGGGCAGCUGCCCCUGGAGAGCGCGCCUCCCGUGGGGCUCUCCAUCGAGGAGGUGGAGAGACUGAACACGCCGCGCCCCAGGAACCCCAGCAUCUGCAGCGCCGACCACGGCCGCUCGUCCUCCGAGGAGGACUGCCGCCGGCCCCUGUCGAGAACGAGGAACCCGGCCGACGGCAUCCCCGCGCCGGAGUCAUCCUCCGACAGCGACUCCCACGAGUCCUUCACGUGCUCGGAGAUGGAGUACGACAGGGACAAGCCCAUCGCGUACACCUCUCGGAUGCCCAAGCUGUCCCAGGUCAACGAGUCAGACGCGGACGACGAGGACAACUAUGGUGGCAGGCUGAAGCCGCGGCGCUACCCUGGCCGCCGAGGGGAGGGCGGACCCUUUGUCAGAGCUUUGCGAAGACAUUAUGCAAAACGAUGCUAUGCGACAGCAGCUUUUUCAGAAGAAUUUCUUGCAGUCUGCCGAAAGCUCCGUGGAGACUGGAAUGGCCCUGCUCUUCUGAAGCAGCUGCCGGUGAGCAGGCGGGCAGCUGAAGGAAUAACUUUUGCACAGCACAUGCAGCCAGCGUGCACCGUUCCUCAGUGGCACUGGUCAAGGGCUGCAACAUUCAAUACUCUGAAAAAAGAAGAAGAAGAAGAAGAAGAAGAAGAAGAAGAAGUGGAAUGCGACAAGCUC
Tinamus guttatus (white-throated tinamou) is the source of this 1581-nucleotide messenger RNA. NCBI's taxonomy places the organism in Eukaryota, Metazoa, Chordata, Aves, Tinamiformes, Tinamidae. The record is from RefSeq and is a predicted model, not a curated record.